AUGGAUUUAGAAGAUAAUGCAUUGGGCUUGACCCAAGAACAAACUGAUAAAAUACUUCAAUUUCAAGAUUUAACAGGCAUUGAGGAUAUGUCGAUAUGCAGAGAUGUUUUACAAAGACAUCAAUGGGAUUUAGAGGUUGCCAUACAAGAACAACUAAAUAUUAGGGAAGGACGACCAUCCGUAUUUGCAACAGAAGCGCGAGCACCUCCAGUAGUACACGAUCAUAUAGCUCAACAAGUAUUCACAGAUGAUGCCCCAGAAGGCCCUGUAGGCAUGCGAGGGCUUUUACGUUAUGUAGUAAACUUAGUUGUGUCAGUUUGUUAUAGUACAAUAUCUUCUGUUUUAAACUUAUUAUUAAGUUUUAUGAGGAAUGAUGAGAGAAGACUUGUGACAGAUCCACUUGGUGAUGUAAUGAGCUUUAUCAACAGUUACACUUCCCGAUAUAAUCCCCACCCAGUAUUCUACCAGGGCACUUAUGCUCAAGCUCUUAAUGAUGCUAAAAAUGAACUAAGAUUCCUCAUUGUGUACCUUCAUUCAGAAUCGGCCACUGAAACACAAAACUUUUGCAGGUCAACAUUAUCAGAUCCAGAAGUAAUACAAUUCAUAAAUACACAUGCCCUAUUCUGGGGCUGUUCCGUUGAGACUUCAGAGGGUUGGCGGGUAGCUCAAUCAGUGAAUGGGCGUAGAUAUCCUCUAUUGUGUGUAGUUUGUGUACGUGAUCACCGCAUGACGGUGGUAGCUAAAAGUGAAGGUUCCUGUGCCCCACAACAGUUGGUGCAGAGACUGCGGGCAGUUGUGACAGAGAAUGAGCCACAUUUGGCUGCUGCGAGGGCAGACAGAGUAGAGCGUGAAGUGACCGCGCGGCUCCGCGCGGCGCAGGACGAGGCGUACGCAGAGUCGCUAGCGGCGGACCAGGAGAAGGAGCGGCGGCGGGCGGCGGCGCGCGCCGCGAGCGACCGCCUGCGGCAGGACCACCUGCAGCGGCAAGCGCUGGAGGAGCAGCACCGCCAGGACGUGAUAGCGGCGCGCGCGGCGACGGCGGCGCGCCUGCCGCCCGAGCCGGCGCCGGGCGCGGCCGCCGCGGCGCUGCUGCUGCGCCUGCCCGGCGGCGAGCGCCUCACGCGCCGCUUCCUGCUCGAACACACCACGCAGGAUCUCUAUGACUUCGUGUUCAGCCACCCGCAAGCUCCGGAGGAGUUCGAGAUCACGACCAACUUCCCGAAGCGCACCGUCGCGCGCGGCGCCGCCAGCCUGCGCCGCGCCGGGCUCAAGGACCGAGACGUGCUCUUCGUCAACGAUAUCAACGCG
Messenger RNA from Brenthis ino (lesser marbled fritillary), 1308 nucleotides. The record is from the annotation of a GenBank genome assembly. Lineage: Eukaryota; Metazoa; Arthropoda; Insecta; Lepidoptera; Nymphalidae.